AUGAUGGACAAGGAGAGCACCGUCAAAAGCCAGUUUCUGCUUCCUUUGGAUGCAGUUGUUUCGUUGAGCUAUGAAGUUAACGGUCGUCAGAAAGGAUGCGAAGUGAAUGAAGCCGGCACGACGUUUUUGCUUCCGGAUCGAUGGCCCGCUAUCCAGUUUUUCGUUGACUCGAAUAAGGCACCUUCGCGUCCAGCAACGCCAGCAGAUCAAGGUGCUACUAAUCCGAAAAGGCAAAAACUGGACCCGGCUCCCGAACAGCUCCUUGUUGAUGGUGAUUUGGCCGCUUCUAUUGGACAAUAUGCUCUGUUUUACAAUGUGAAAAGCGACGACUACAAAAGAUGCGCGAUCCCGUUGAGCACGAAACUCGCAGCAACAUUUCAACAUGGCGAGAACAAAAAGAUCAAAAUAGAUGAUGAAAUUGUAAUUCGCUCGUGGUCGGAUGAGAAGUUCAAUGUAAAAACUCGUGUUGUGAGAAUCAUUGAAGAACUCGAUGUGAUCAUCUUGAAAUCGGACGAAAAAGAUUUGUGUAAUCAAAGUUUGCCUUUGAGUCCAGUUCCGCCUCAAAAAGGAAUGGAAUAUCUGAUGAUGGGAUUUUCGAUUCUUCACAACAAGACAAGCCAUCUUUCACUGUCUGCCGGAAUCAUCGCUAGUGAUGUGAAGCGAAGAUUUCGAUAUACGGGAUCGAGUGGCUCAUUCAAAGGAGAUAGUGGUGGCGGAUGUUGGAACAAAAAGGGGCAAUUAAUAGGAAUGCAAGUCGAGGUGGAAAAGGUGGGGCACACGAAAGAUGACAAAGGACGACCUGCAUCUCCUGCAUGCGGAGGUCGUUGUUGUAUCGUCGCAGUCUAUGAUAUUCUCGUGGCGAUUCGGGAUUUGUUGCCACCGGCCGACUCUGAUGAGGAAUAUGAAUGGAACGAA
Molecule: messenger RNA, 915 nt
Organism: Mesorhabditis belari
Lineage: Eukaryota; Metazoa; Nematoda; Chromadorea; Rhabditida; Rhabditidae
Source: the annotation of a GenBank genome assembly